Oncorhynchus mykiss (rainbow trout) is the source of this 8703-nucleotide messenger RNA. NCBI's taxonomy places the organism in Eukaryota, Metazoa, Chordata, Actinopteri, Salmoniformes, Salmonidae. The record is from RefSeq and is a predicted model, not a curated record.
AGUGUGUGAGUGGUUAACAUCGGGGAUCUUGAACCAGAGGGGUUCCGUGUGAAGAGAAGGGCUCUUCUGUGCGUGUGCUUGCCGUGUGUGUGUGUGUGUGAGUGUGUGCGUUAUCUCGAUCUAUGCGUGCAAGCAAGUGAGCGUGUGUGUGACGACGCUGUCCUCGUUCUGCACCGACCGGACCCUCUCUCGCUCAUCUCAUCAUGCAGCCGGCUGUGCUCAUCUCACCGCUGUGACGACUGAGUGUCUAGACCAGGCUCUGGAGACUGAGAGAGAGAGACAGGCAGAGAGACCGACACACAGACAGACAGGUGGACAGACAGUUGGUGGCGUGUGAUGCUUUGAUUUCCUAGUGGAAUAGAAGGGUCUCCUCUGCAUGGGACACUGUUGUAAGCCCUCAUUAAGUUAACGAAUUGGAGACAGACAGACAGACAGACAGCUCUCCGGUCGACUCGAAGGACCACCUCUCUUUCUGGCGUUUGGGAUGCGCUGCUUCUGGGUGGACUAGGAGAAAGGUCUCCUCUCUUUCUUCCUCUCUCCUCCUCCUCUCCUGUCUUCCACGAGAGAGCGCUCAGUGAGGAUCUGAUCCUGGAGUGUAGAGAGAGACAGAGGGCCUGACGGGACGCGAGGCAGCAUGGCUCGUCUCAACUGGUGCCUGGCCGCUGUCAUCAGCUGGGGCAAGUUCCUCUUUUCCUGCUUCUUCCCCCUACGGGGGGCCAAGAAAGACAAGCCUGAGGAGUUGGAGAGUGUCCACACACACAAUUUCAAGCUUAAGCCCUUCAAGAAAGUCAAGAGCUGUGAUGUAUGUCAGCAGGCCAUCACCAAGGAUGGACUCAUCUGUAAAGUGUGCAAGCUGGGCAUCCAUAAGAAGUGUGAGGUGAAGGUCCUCGCAGAUGCAUGUGUGGCACCUACCGGAUCACCUACCAAGCCGCCGUCCACUGAUCCUCCUUGGAGGUCAGUUGCUUCACUUAAUUCACGGCCGGCCACUCCUCAGCUGCCGUUGAAGCAUGUAGAAACUCCGGGAACCCCAAGGUCCUGUAAGAGUGAGCAGACUAGACGAAGGCCAUCACGGAGUAUCAGUCUGCUGCAGGCCAUGGAUGAGAACUAUGAGGUGGACCUGGUGUACAUCACCGAGAGGAUCAUCUCUGUCUCCUUCCCCAGCGGAGCGGAGGAGCGCAGCUACACCUCCAACAUCAAGGAGGUGGCCUCCAUGCUGGCCUCCAAACACGGGGAACACUAUCUGCUCCUCAACCUAAGCGAGCGGAGGAAUGACAUCACCAAGCUUAACCACAAGGUGCUGGAGUUUGGCUGGCCAGACCAUUAUGCUCCUGCCCUGGAUAAGAUCUGCAGCAUGUGCAAGGCCAUGGACACCUGGCUCAACGCUGACCAACACAAUGUAGUGGUGCUUCACAACAAGGGGAACCGUGGGAGGACAGGAGUGGUGGUGGCUGCCUACAUGCAUUACAGCAACAUAUCAGCCAGUGCUGACCAGGCACUGGACAGGUUCGCCAUGAGGCGCUUCUACGAAGACAAAGCACUUCCUGUGGGUCAACCGUCGCAGAGAAGGUAUGUGCGUUACUUCAGUGGUCUGCUCUCUGGCCACAUCAAGAUUAACAACAAGCCUCUGUUCCUGCACCACGUCAUCAUGCACGGCAUUCCCAACUUCGAGUCCAAAGGAGGCUGUCGUCCUUUCCUGAAGAUUUACCAGGCGAUGCAGCCAGUCUACACAUCAGGGAUAUAUAACGUACAAGGGGACAGUCACACCAGUAUCUGCAUCACCAUUGAACCUGGCCUGCUCCUAAAGGGGGACAUUUUGUUGAAGUGUUACCACAAGCGUUUCCGGAGCCCCAUUAGGGAUGUGAUAUUCAGAGUGCAGUUCCACACCUGUGCCAUCCACGACCUGGGAGUGGUCUUCGGGAAGAAUGAACUGGAUCAGACUUUUAAAGAUGAGAGAUUUCCAGAAUAUGGGAAAGUGGAAUUUGUCUUCUCCUUCGGACCUGAGAAAAUCAAAGGUACAGGAAUGGGCCACCUUGAGAAUGGCCCACAAGUGUCGGUGGACUACAAUACCCAAGACCCCCUCAUCCGCUGGGACUCCUACGAGAACUUCAACAGGGGCUGCGAGGAUACAGGAGAUGACGUUGUUCACACCCAAGGCCCCCUCGACGGCAGCCUGUAUGCCCGAGUCCACAAGAAAGAGUCCCUCGAUGGAGUGGUCACAAUCAACGGCCUUCCCGUCCUCGACCACCCCCUAACCAACGCAGACCACACCCCCCAACACCCUGACCACACCCUCACAAGUUCUGACCGCACCCUCCCGGUAGUGGGCCACGCCUCCCUGCCCGCAGUCGACCACGCCCUUUCAGUCAGCAGCGACUCUGGAAACUCGACAGCAUCCGUCAAAACCGAUCGCACCGAUGACCACAGUCUGUUGCUGCAUGGAGCGGUGAACACCAACCAGAACCACAACACGCCCAGUCAUCCCCCUCUCAGUCCCCAGGAGAAGAGAGAGUUGGACCAGCUUCUGAGUGGCCUUGAGGCCCCCAUGCUCCACCGCCAGGCCUACCUGGCUACCUCCACCAGCCCCGGGGGGGGAGUACGCCACCUUGUCCCAGCCCAGGUGCACGUCAGCGGGCAUACCCGGCUCAUUGCAGCCCCCUCCGCCGAAGAGCGCGAGACGGACAUAUUGGACGAGGAGCUGCACAUCAGUCAGGAGGGUAACAGCGUGGACAGUCUUGGAACACUCUCGUCAUUGGAGGGCCAGGCCACGCCCGCAGAGCUGUACUACCAAUCACAGAUACCCAUCAACAGGCAGAACAACGGGCCAUACCUAGAGAAGCUACGGGAGAUGCCGGUGCACCGGGUACGGACUUCUACGUCGGCACAGGAGCGGAUCAUGGACUCCAGUUCGCCCCAGGAGGAGGAGUACUCUCCUAACAGUUACCAGAACGGGAGUGUGCAGCGUUCCCAGUCCUUCGGGACCCCGGAGCCUGGAGGCCCCAAGCUGCCCAGGGCCCCUGAGAGAAGCACCAGUAGCAGGGAGGCAGUCCAGAGGGGGCUGAACGCAUGGCACCAGUACAGUCUGCCAGACGACCCCUUCGGUCCUCCCUUACAGAGCACCCACAGUCUGCCCCACUUCCCCCCCACCGCCUCUCAGCACGACAUAGAGCAGUCUAUCGAAGCCCUCGACAUGCUGAUGCUGGAUCUGGACCCACACACAGGACAGGUUCCCAAGUCCUACAGCGCCCCCUCUGGUGAGAACAGUGUAGGAGGGCCAGCCCAGAUCCCCUUCUCCCAAUCUCUGGCCAGGCCGUCCUACCAGGCAGACUCAGCCAUCCAUGGCUAUAACAUUAACUACAAUGCCUUCGGACAGCCUCUGAGGUCGACGGCUGGCCGGGUUUCAACGUCGCCCAUCCAGAGUCCUGUGGCUGAGUCUCCCCUGUCGUAUGCCCCCCCGAGGUCCGCCUCGUACCAGCCCCAUACAAACACCACUCCCAUACACCCCCCCGAGCCCUACCACAUGCACCCAGCCCAGGGGCCUGGUUCCCCCCUCUACCCCUCUGACUCCUCCCCCAUCUUCGGACAGCUCCAGAUGAAGCCCCUGAACUCGUACCCAGGUGGGACGGUGGUGUCCCACUCCCCAGACCGCAACGGAGGGUCUCCCUAUCAUGGCUACAGCACCUCCUCCUCCCCCCUCCACAACUCUUCCCCCCUUCUCAAGGAGCCAGAACCUGAGGAGGAGAACCUCAACCUGGAGGGCCUGGUGGCUCAACGCAUCGCUGAGUACAACGCUCGUAUUCAGGGCAUCAACGAAAGCAUUUCCACUACGCCACAAUCUGACCUCCAACGCUCUUAUUCUUUCUCUGGGAUGCGUUCCCGUGGGAUGACGCCGGAGGAGGCUAAGGAGACCGUCCGCCGGCGGACCACUAGCGAGGGGCACUACCACAAUGAGGACCCUCCAGCCCACACGGGGGCGCCGGUGCGCUCCCCUGUCCACUCGUCAGACUUCCACAUCCUCAACCCUGGAGGAAGACCCAGAGAGGGCCCCAUGCACAGCUACCGCGAGGCGUAUGGGGAUGAUGAUGCUGACGGUCGGGCUUCUGUCAGUCCUAUGUUCAGCAGUGGUGGUGAGGCCCACCCCCUGACCCCUGCCUUCCCUGUCUCACCUCAGACCCCUUACUUCAACAUGUCCCGUUCUCCUCCAGGCUUGGCCAAAACCCCUCUCUCUGCUUUAGGACUGAAGCCCCACCACCCAGCAAACAUUCUCCAUGGUGGAUCAGACUGUGAAUCUGUCAGCGACGAGGAGCAAGACGGCCGUGGUUAUGGUGGACACCCCCUAAAUGAUCCUAUAUCUUCCAGUAGUCCCAUCCACAGCCCAGACGGCAUGAGGAUGACUUCCUCCAUUCGGCUCCAGGCUGACUCCGGCUUCCCCUCCCACCCCUUGGAGAGUACCCAGCACACCCCCGUUCCGUCCUACAGCCCCCACUCCCCUGAGGGAUCCCAGGUCAGCGUCGUGGGCCCCCUCCACACCGUCCCCGGAAGUCCCAACACACUCCACCGCACGGUGGCCACCAACACCCCACCAAGCCCCGCCCUCCAGCGCCGCCUGGCCAACCAGGCCAGCCCGGGUCUGGCUCGUCACCCCACACCGCCCAAUGGAAACAGGGUGCAAGUCCCUGGCAGCCCUGUGAUCCCCUCAAGAGGCUCCAGAACCGCCGCCGUCCCUUCUAGCCCUAUGAUGGGGCGCCACCCGAUGGCCGGUGGCCACACUACACCCGAUGACAGACAGGGGGCACCACCCACGCCCUCCUUCCCAGUGUCGCCCCAGCCGAUGCUUCCAGAGAAGAGGCGGAUGCCCAGUGGAGAGAGGUCCAAUGUGGGGCUGUCGUAUGGGACUCUGGAUGGGAAGACCACCAUACCCACCUUACCCAGUGGAGGCAGCACGCCCAGUGUGUCCACCUCUCACACCCUACCCGACCUCUCCAAAUUCUCCAUCUACGACCAGAGUCCAGACAUCAGGCUGAACGUGAAGUUUGUCCAGGACACGUCUAAGUUCUGGUACAAGCCAGACAUCUCCAGAGAGCAGGCCAUCAGUCUGCUGAGAGACAGGGAGCCAGGGGCCUUCGUCAUCAGGGACAGCCACUCUUUCAGAGGGGCCUACGGCCUGGCCAUGAAGGUGGCCUGCCCACCUCCCACCGCCCAGGCCAACAAGAAAGUUGGUGACAUCACAAGUGAGUUGGUGAGGCACUUCCUGAUUGAGACGAGCCCCAAAGGCGUUCGUCUGAAGGGCUGUCCCAACGAACCCUACUUUGGAUGUCUCUCUGCCCUGGUGUACCAACACUCGAUGACUCCUCUGGCCCUGCCCUGCAAGCUGAUGAUCCCCAGCAAAGAUCCCAAUGAGGAGGCCCUGGAGCUGGACACUCCCACUGACACAGUGGCCGAGCUGGUGAAACAAGGAGCAGUAGCACAGCAACAAGUCCCCGAGGAGGCCCAUGCAUGCAAUGUUCUUUACAUCAGCUCUGUGGACAUGGAGUCUCUGACCGGACCUCAGGCCGUCGCCAAAGCAAUCAGCGAAAUGGUGGCCGUCAACCCGUUGCCCGCGGCCACAACCGUCCACUUCAAAGUGUCGUCGCAGGGCAUCACCCUCACGGAUAGCCAGAGGAAGGUCUUCUUCCGAAGGCACUACCCAAUCAACACUGUCACCUACUGUGACAUUGACCCCCAGGACAGGAAGUGGAGCAAGGAAGGAGGUGGAACGGCAAAACUGUUUGGUUUCGUGGCACGUAAACAAGGAAGCACAACGGACAAUGUCAGCCACCUGUUUGCCGAGUUGGACCCCGACCAGCCUGCUUCAGCCAUCGUCAACUUCGUCUCUAAAGUCAUGAGGCGAUGAAACCAACGAACCCCCGGCAGUCAUUUUUUUGUUCUUCCAUUUAUUUUCUUAAUUUUGGAUUGUGUUUCAUUAUUUUCUUCUGUUCUUUUUGUUGAGAUAUGUUCUCUUUGUUUUAUUCUGCGAGAUUUUAUGUCUGAAGGACUUGGAGGUAAUCCAAGAUGGCGCCAGAGGAAGUUGUGGCUGGAGUGGUGACAGUGAUAAUGUGUCUCGAGCUGGUGGAGGAAGAAGGUUUCGUCAACAGGGUAACUGUGGAAGUCCAAGUGGAGAAGCUGUGUGCUAAACUAAGUAUCAGUGGGAGAAAAGGACACUGACAUUUAUCAGGUUUUCGGAUUGAUUUACCAAAGGUAGCACUCAGAACAAGUAUGUCAUUAUUAGAUGGUCAGUUUAAGGCGUUGUAGGUUUUCUGUUUUUCUUUUUUACAAUGGGACUGUUGAUUGAAAUGAAACAGACAAAAACAGAAAGAAUGCUUUCUGCUUGAUUCUGUCUUCAGAAAAAUAGUUUGCCUCAGUGGCUUCUUACUAAAGAAUAUUUAAGAAGACAUUUUGCAUGUUAGCUCGAUCUUUAAGCUUGGUCCACUAAAGUCAUUUGUGAACCCUCGAGUGGACAUUUCCCAGGCCUGUUGUAUGUUGUAAAGGGCUCAACAGCGAGAAAAAUAAACUGUUCUCAACUUCACAGAGCAGAUCAACCUUCUCAUAAAACACAUUGCUUAUGUUAGGUCCAGACUUGACCAGUCGAUCCUGGAGCGCACUGAUUGAUUUCAGAUGUGGGAGAUGGAUUACUCUGGCCUGUGGAAAGGUAGCUGGUAAAUCUACUGCUGUCACUUCUCCUGUCCACACGCUGGUGCCGAUUAUCCACGUUUGAACUCAAUCCUGCUUGACUCAGACUGAUCCUCACCUGUUGGCUGCUCACAGACACUGCUAAUCAACACACUGGAAACAAACGCAAGGGACUGGUCCGAGCCCUGGGCCCUAGGCACUGUCCUGCAUGUUUUAGUCCAACUGCACCCCCCUCCCUCUAAGCUACGUUCAACAUCACCAAAACAGCCAUUCUACGCUGUGUUCUAUGAAGACUUUAACCCUAAGACAAGAAAACAGAGGUUGUUUGCCUUGUUAGAGACUGCAUGAUAUUAUAAACCAUUUUUGGACUCUACUAAAGAGUCCUAAAAAGAAAAAAGAACAUGUAGACAGCCUUUUGUUGAAGUAGUUACUCGAUGGUGAGAUGCGAUAUUUUUUUUAUUUUCUUGAUCCAACUUGCAGCAGAGUUUCACUGUAUCAAGCAAGGUCGUCUUUCAUUUUUAACCAAAAGGGAAUUUAUCCUCUCACCAGAUCGCAUCUACAUACCUUUAGACAAACGUAGAGGUUGUGUGUAAAUGUCUGUAAACUGUGUGUAAAUGCCUGCUUCUCAAACACACACCACUCACCCAUCUUCCAUAAGCUAAGGAAAAAUGAUAUUGAUAUCAAAUGUAUAUAGAUAUACUACUUUGAAAGGUGACAUAGCUAAAAAAAAAUAUUUAUUUUUGUUGCUUUGUUCCUCCAUGAUAACUCAUAUAUACAUAUAUUGUACAGUCUACAUAAAGAAGAUUACCUUAAGGAUUGAGAAAAAAACUACUUAUUUUGGCUAAUGAUUUCAAAGUCGGGAGAUUUUGAAAGGCUUUUGGAUAUAUAUGGUGUACAUUACUCAGUACAUGUAUGUUUGUUCCAGCUCGUCACGUUUCUUCUUCUUCGCGUUCUCAGAGAUUGAGGUUAGGCAUGUAUGGGAUGAAAGCAUAUGAUUUUUACAGGAAAAAUGCAUGGACAAAACCAUCCGGGUGGUAGACCAACAUAAUGUUCAAGUUUGUCUUAAACGCUGCCAUAAUACAGCGAAUAAUAUCAGUUACCUGGCAGAUGUUGUUGCCAGUUUUAGGGUCAGCUCUUGAAUAUGGAUUUACCAUAUUAUGAAAAGAUGAAAUGUUCUUAAAAAAAGAAUACGUUUUUAUAAGGGAAGCAUGAGGACAUUUAAUUUAGAAGUCGACCUUAAAUGCAAUAUGUAAACAACAAUGAGCAACCCAUCAUACCGACAUUAUGAUUUGCCAAAGAUUCAAACACAUAACUUCUAUGGUGUCUACAUGUUUGGCUUUUUUCCAAGGAAAUUGUGAUGCUAAGCCAAAUGAAUUCAUAAAUGUUCCUUCUGUUGCCAGUAAAUAUGCAGACCCACAUACCACUAACACCACCAUUAUAUAUUAACUUCUCUAUUCUCUCUCUCAUCCUCUUCAUUGCAACUGAAUGGAGUUGAGACUAUUGUUAACCCGUUUAGAAAUACCAAGCACUUACCAAUGGAAUACCACAACCAUACAACAGAUGCAGAGAUGCAAACAAUUACUUUAUAUAAUUUCCUGUGAAUAUCAGUGUUGAAGGCAAAAUGUUGUCUACAAUUCUUCAAAUCUCUUUUAUUUGAGCUACUACGUCUAGCUGUAGUCACCCCGAUGUCCAAACUGUGGCCCUCUGUGGCCCUCUCACAAGUAACAUGAUUUAUUUAUUCUCCUUAUUUAUUCUUUAUUUGCUGGUAUGUUUUUAUUUUUUAUUUUUAACAUUUCAAGCUACAUGACCCCGCGGCUGUCAGUCAGUGUUAACCAAUGGAAAUGGAAUGUAUUUUUGUGUGGAGGUGUGUGGAGGAGUUCAGUGUACAGACGGGACUUAUAGAGUGUGUGAAUGUACUACUAAGGAUGUACAGAGGGGUCUUGUGUUUUUUUCUUCAUUUGCAUUAUACUGUCAUGGCUUACCUGUUCCUGAGGAGAAAAAAAAACAUUAAAGCAAUACAAAUCCGUUACAGUAAAA